This is a messenger RNA of Prosopis cineraria, 2458 nucleotides long. RefSeq names its product putative laccase-9. The coding region runs from base 541 to 2235 and encodes 564 amino acids. The record is from RefSeq and is a predicted model, not a curated record. Gene Ontology annotation, biological process: lignin catabolic process. The transcript has 7 exons. Lineage: Eukaryota; Viridiplantae; Streptophyta; Magnoliopsida; Fabales; Fabaceae. Gene Ontology annotation, molecular function: copper ion binding; hydroquinone:oxygen oxidoreductase activity. Gene Ontology annotation, cellular component: apoplast.
AUUAACAGGUUCUGAGUCUGUCAUCACAAGAACAAUAAAAAAGAAGGCCCGCGCUUCUGACGAGGUUUAUAGUUGAAGCAGUGGCUCUAUUAUCAAAAAAUUUGACUCUACAUCCAAAAUGUUUUAUGCUUCAUAUAUUAUUUAAUCUAUAAGAUAACGUAUGUCAAAUUUAAAAAAAUAAGAAACCUUAAUUAAUUAUUGCUAAUUUGCUUAGAAAAUUUUUUUGACCGGAUAAAGCUCCAAGUUGAAGCAGCCAGCAACGUGCACAUAUAUAGUAAAGAAUACGCAACUAUUAAAGAAAGAAAUGAUGCUGUACCGCGCAUGCAUGUAGGGAUUAAAAUAUUAAUCACGUGAGUUUAGUGCUCAUGACUCAAAAAAAAUGAUUAUUAACGUUUAGAUGUGAAAAAAUAUUUUAAAUAAUUGAGCAGUUAAAAUAUUGACAAAUGGAUGGCCAAGAUAAGCUACUAUAUAUAUUAGUCUUAUGAUGAAGUGAAGAAGUCAUGUACACAUAGAGAGAAAGAAAGGAACGAGGAAGGAGAAAUGAAUUUAGGGAAAGAGAUGAGUGUCAUAUUGGUCAUUUUGGGUGUCCUUCUUUGUAAGGCUCAAGGCGCUGUUCAUCACCAUGACUUCGUUCUGCAAGAGAAGAACUUCACGAAGCUGUGCAGCACGAAGAGCAUCUUGACGGUGAAUGGUAGCUUUCCAGGGCCUACCAUCACUGCUCACAAAGGAGAUAUCGUUUUUGUCACUGUCCACAAUCAUGGAACUUACGGUGUUACCAUCCACUGGCAUGGGGUGAGGCAACCAAACGAUCCAUGGUCAGACGGACCUGAGAACAUAACACAGUGCCCUAUUCCUCCAGGAACAAACUUCACCCAGAGAAUCAAUUUAGCAUACGAAGAAGGUACACUUUGGUGGCACGCUCACAGUGACUGGACUCGUGCCACUGUUCAUGGAGCCAUUGUCAUCCAUCCUCCUCACGGCUCUUCUUAUCCUUUCACCGAGCCCUAUGGCCAAGAAACCCUCAUCAUUGGGGAGUGGUACAAGGGAGAUGUGAUGACAAUCAUAGACGACGCUUUGGCCACUGGCGGAGAACCAAACACUUCUGACGCUUUCACCAUUAAUGGCCAACCUGGAGACUUGUAUGCUUGUUCUAACGGGACGACACACCGAUUUUCAGUGGUGCAAGGAAAAACCUAUCUCCUUCGCAUAAUCAGCGCCGCCAUGAACGAAGCCCAUUACUUCGGAAUCACAAACCACUCACUCACAGUCGUAGGCAUAGACGCAGCCUACGUCAAGCCCUUCACCACCCCUUACCUCGUGAUCACCCCAGGCCAAACCAUGGACGUUCUGCUCCAGGCUAACCAGACACCAGGUCUCUACUACAUCGUCGCCUCGUCCUUCCAAGACGGCUCAUCUCCAUAUGAUAACACCACAACCACAGCCAUUUUGCAGUACAGUGGAAGCUCCAAUGCUUCUCAGCAUCCUCCAAUGGCGUUCCCAGAUUUUCCUGAACAUAAUGAUUCUACUGCUCCUUUUAACUUCACCAACAGGUUGAGGGGUUUGGGGAGCGAGAGUCACCCCAUUGAGGUUCCAAAGACAGUGAACAGGAUGAUUUAUAUGACGGUCGCUGUGAAUGUUCUUGCAUGCAAUGCUAGUACUUGUGACAGCACCACCAAGCUUGCGGCUAGUUUGAACAACGUGUCGUUUCAGACCCCGAGUAUUGAUAUAUUGGACGCUUACUACUGGAACAAGACAGGAGUUUUCACUAAAGAUUUCCCGAAAGAGCCUCCAAACUAUAUCAACUUCACAGAUCCUGACAACAACGCAUUUACGACCACGGGAACGAGGGUGAUAAUGCUGAACUACAAUGACUCUGUAGAGGUAGUGUGGCAAGGAACGAAUAAUUCAUUGAAUACUGCCGAGAAUCACCCAAUGCAUCUCCAUGGAUUCAGCUAUUAUGUUGUGGGACAAGGCUGGGGAGUUUUCAACAAUAAGACCGAUCCUGAAUCCUAUAACCUCGUUGAUCCUCCAGAAGUUAACACUGUUAGUCUUCCCAUGAAUGGUUGGCUUGCUAUGAGAUUUGUCGCCAACAAUCCCGGGGUAUGGUUUAUGCAUUGUCAUUUUGAGAGGCACAGUAGCUGGGGAAUGGACACUGUGCUGAUUGUGAAGGAUGGAAAAACCAACGAAACAAGGAUGCUUCCACCUCCUAAGUACAUGCCUCCUUGUUCCAAAUGAAGACGUUGCAUCAUUCUACAUCAAUCGUUCUUUGAGUCAUUGGUAUAAUUAUCUAGAAAUUGAAUAACCCUGUGUUUGAUCUCAGGCAAAGAAGAGAAUCCUGAGAAAUUUGAUUCCGUUUGGUUGUUUGAGCAAUAAUGUGUGAUACUAGAAAUGGUUCGUGUUCAUGUUGUUUACUUUGGUUUGGAACUCCUCACAUCAUAAUUUGGUCUUUUAUUCAGUA